GCGGUGAAAACAAAUCGAUCUGUCGUUAAGUGUUUACAUUAUAAAUUUCGUUAAUUUGGAUGGAAAUAUUUAACAAAAUUGUGUACAAUAUUAUGUAUUGUAAAUGUUAACAGAAGAAUACAAUUUACAUGAAGUGUUUCAAGAAUUGUAUAAACUCAAUAAUCAACAUUGUUAUUAGUAUAAUACGUUAGACAAUGGCUGCUAAAAUAUAUCAAUCGGAUCAGGAAUUGGAAACAAAGGUCAAGAAAGCAACCGAACGGAUAUCUGAAAAUAUGCACAUAGUUGCAAACGAGCCGUCUCUUGCAUUUUAUAGACUCCAAGAACAUGUGCGGAAAGCAUUGCCUCCUAUGGUGGAGAAACGGGUAGAAGUACUAGCAUUGCAGCAGCAGCUUUUAGGUAGAUGUUACGAUGUAGAAUAUGCUGUUAGCGCUAUUAAAACAAUGCACGGUGCUGGAAAAAGUUUUGAGAACACUCUGGAAUUUAUAAAGAAUGCAAUAUUCUUUAAACAACAAUUAAAAUACGAGGAACAACGCCGGCAUAAAAAGGAUGGAAACAGAGAUUCUGUAUACAAAAGAUUAUCCGCGCACAUUCCCACGUUAGACCACUUACCAGAUGAAAUAUCCGAUGUAGUGAGAGAAACAGCUAACAGAGUAGAAUCUAUGAUGAACCAUGCCAGGCAUUCCGCUGAAGUACAAAAAACAAAUUGAAGUUUGAACAAGAAGUUGGUACCUCAUACUUAUAUUAAAAAUAUAAUAGCAUUAUAAAAUAUGGAUGUUCUUAUUAUAGACUAUAAUAAGUUACAAAUAAUUUAUCUUAAUCAAAGAAUUAUGUAAAUAAGUAGAUUAUAUGAAAUAUUGAUUAAAUAAAACUGUUAUUUUUAUCUGGCUAACA
Messenger RNA from Hylaeus anthracinus, 891 nucleotides. RefSeq names its product BLOC-1-related complex subunit 8 homolog. The transcript has 3 exons. The record is from RefSeq and is a predicted model, not a curated record. Gene Ontology annotation, cellular component: BORC complex. The coding region runs from base 195 to 707 and encodes 170 amino acids. NCBI's taxonomy places the organism in Eukaryota, Metazoa, Arthropoda, Insecta, Hymenoptera, Colletidae.